AACAAUCUUGAUGAGUGCUCGAAAGUUCGAGAAGAGUUCGAGCUUUCCAACGGCUGGUCCAGAAACGUGGGGCAAUAAAAUCUGCUUUCGCACAUACGCUCGAGCUUAUGCAAAAAAUCCCUCGCCCAUUAUCUAGUUCUUCGGUCGGAACAGAUCAUGGCUCGAAGGUAGACGUGCCUAACUAACAGCUGGGCUGUCCAGUGAAAUUACAACGCAACUUGAUUCAGGGAAGCUGUGAGCGGCAUCGAAAUCACUGGUGCUGUAAACGCAUCUAGCUCUGGCCUCGCGGGGUCUCAAAAAUCAGGGAUGCGGGCGACGACUGCUCUGCUCUGGGUGAACGAUACCAUUGCUGAUCUCAUUUCUAAACAGGGGCGUGCAUGGGAGUGAGUUCUUGUGGGGGAUUCGGGAAGCAUCGGCCAGCAAAGGUGCGCCACAGAAUGAUGAAGAUGUUGAACGAUCUCUGUAUUCUCUUCUUCUGACAGACCCGACCUUUUUGUAGUUGUCUCUCCAUUGGUGCAGGAGCUCCAGAGACCACACCGGAUCGAGCUUUAUGUUGCGCUCAGAUACUGUAGUUCGCUGUCUGACAGGGCACAGAUGGUACAGCGUGAUUUCUGAAAAGAAGAACCCCCAAUUACGGAUGGCAUUUUUAGACCGUGGAAGAUCAGGUAUAUUGGGUCACAGUGAAAAGACCUGUUCUAUUGGAAGGAGUAUUACGGGGUUGCAAACUACGAUGUGCGAUGUCGGGAUGAAGCGAUGAUAGUAGUUGCGGGAAGUGAUGGACAAUUUGCAGAUAUCAAGGUUGAAGAGGUAUUGUCCCCAUCAUCGAGAAAUGGCUUGAUAGUUA
This is a messenger RNA of Marchantia polymorpha subsp. ruderalis, 844 nucleotides long. The record is from the annotation of a GenBank genome assembly. NCBI's taxonomy places the organism in Eukaryota, Viridiplantae, Streptophyta, Marchantiopsida, Marchantiales, Marchantiaceae.